Messenger RNA from Kwoniella botswanensis, 1320 nucleotides. RefSeq lists its product as uncharacterized. The transcript has 5 exons. The record is from RefSeq and is a predicted model, not a curated record. NCBI's taxonomy places the organism in Eukaryota, Fungi, Basidiomycota, Tremellomycetes, Tremellales, Cryptococcaceae. Bases 1 to 1320 code for a protein of 439 amino acids.
AUGCACAUCUCCGCUACCCUUCUACUUCUCCCCUUAGUGUUGGCCCAUCAAGGAGCACCACCCGCUCAUCCUCAUAGGAGACAUCAUGCACGAGCGGUCGUAGAUGCCAAUCGACCGGUCCCGAGAGCAGGCGGCGUCAUCGAUAAUGGUACUUUAGCUUCGAUCUCCCAGCACAACGCUGAAGCUUCAGCGACCCAAACCAACCUCGCUACUUCUGCCACUGCCUCUGCAGCCCAAGAUGACGAUGAUGCCAUCACUAGUGCAGUGACCAGCGCAUCAAACAGUGGGAAAUUCGGUGAUGGUCUACCUUCAACCACACUUUCUUCGAGUACUGCUACUUCUUCCGCUGCUUCAACGUCGACAGAAGAUCUCGCAACCUCUAGUGUGACUUCAGAUACAAUCUCCUCAACUCUUUCAUCAGAUGUGGAAUCUUCAACCUCAAUCUCGACCGAAGCCGCUCCCAGCACGAUCUCUCAGGUCGCUACGUCCGCCGCGGCAUCUACCACCGCUCAUUCGACCGUUGUUCUCGUCACCACCGCAUCAAAGUCACAAAGCACCCAUAAAGCUUCGUCGACUGCCGAGUCUGCCGAGGGAGAAAAGAAAUCUUCAGGUAUCGGUAAAACCGCUUUGAUCGCUAUUAUCGUUGUCGCCUCCGUGGUCGGUGCGGCAGGUAUCGGUUGGACAUUGUUCAGAAAAUGGAAGUUGAGACCUUCGAACAGGUUCGGCAAGAGGAUGAACCCUAUUGACUUCUCGCCUAACAACGGUGAUAUGAACGAUGACUUCUUUGAGAAAACACUUCAACGAACCGCUUCCAAUUCAUCUGCGUCAAGACAACGAAGAGAAUUGGUUGCCGAGCUCGAUGAUCCUAACCAUGUCCCUGGUGUUCCCCCUCACGAUUUCACAGUUGGUACAGCCGGUGUUGGUGCUUAUGCAAUGUACAACCAAGAUCCUUAUGCCCACGCUGAACAAUACGAUUACGAGGCUGCAUACAACGAACAAGGUCAACCUCAACAUGGUUACGAUCAAUAUCAGUACCCUCCCCAAGCUGUCACACAAGAUCAUCAAGGUUAUGCAACUUACCAAGGUGCUCCUCUUACUCAAGAUGAUGCAGGUUACGCGGACUUGCAAAGAGGUAAUUCGAUCGGAAGUGGUUCAGGUCACGGACACGGACAUGUUCAAGCAAUGCACCAACAUGAUCAGCAAGGUGUUUACCCUGGUGAACUGUCUUUCCCCAAUGCAAGUGAAUAUGGUGCUUUGGGUAGACCUACUGGAGGUGCUGAUGGACCAUACGCCCAAGCUGCUCAAUAUAGAGGAUACUAA